AUGGCACAAAAUAAUGUUGGUGGUUUAUCAUUGAGACGAAGUAAUCGAAGUAGUGGAGUCGAACAUGAAGUUGUGUGUGGUGGUGGUGGUGGUGGUGGGGGUGGUUCGAUGACAGUUGGAAGAUUCGGUGAUGCCGAAUGGGAAGCAAAAGAAGCUCUCAGGCAAAGAGAAUUGGAAGAAGCUCGAGCUCGAGCUGCUCAAAUGGAAAAAACUAUGAGAUGGUGGUCAGAUUGUACGGCUAACUGGCGUGAAAAAUGGAGCAAAGUCAGAAACGAAAGGAAUAAAGCUCGGGAAGAAAUUAAAAUACUCAGGAGUAGAUUAGAUUUGACGAUGAAAGAAACGAGUUCGUUUAAAAAAGAAAAAAUAGAAUUGGAAAGUCAAAACGAAGAGCUUAAAAAAGAAAUGGAAAGGAUACAUUUGUUGUUGAUCAAACACGCCGGUCAGUGGGAUCAGAAAAUAUUACAAGCAUUGGAAAUAUCAACGGAUUCGGAAUUUUUAAAAUCGGGAUGCGAUCCAGGAGACGACAUUUAUUCUUUUGAUGCGUUCAAAUCGAGUUUGGAUAUUGGAAAAGGUGAAAAAUGUCGGUCUGUUGUCAGCAAUGAGUCGAAAGAAAAAUUAAAUUCCGAAGAAUAUGAUAUAAAUAAAGAGGAAAUGGGUGAAACUUCAAAUUCUUCUUGCGAUGCUCCUCAUUUUUCACCCGAGGCGGAAAUGAAUUUACAACAAUUCGAUGAUGAAACGGCACUGCAGAAAUUAUCCAUGUUUCAACUCCGAUUGGAUGAAGCAACGAAAACGAUUCAAGCGGAAAGAGACGAGAAAAUAAAUUUGCAUAAAACAAUUGAAAAAUUACAAACGGAAUUACAAGAAUGGAAGGAAAAAUGCGAAGAUUUAAAAUUGGCCAAACAGGAAACGGUGAGAGAAUUGCUUACCCUUCAAGAUCAGCACAGGGACACGAUUCAACAGAUUCAAUCGGAUUUACAAGAUGAAACGAGCAGCAGAGAAAGCAUAGAUAGAAGAAUGGCGGAUUUAAGAGCAGAAUUGGAAAGGCUUCAAGCGGAAAACGCAUCGGAAUGGGGCAAGAGAGAAAGGUUGGAAACGGAAAAAUUAAGUUUGGAAAGAGACAAUAAAAAAUUACGAGCCGAAGUGAGAGAUUUACAAGAAAGGUUGGAACGUAAAGUUCAUCCGCAAGCAUCGGCCGACACGGAGUUAAGAUCUCUUCAGCAAGAGCUGUCGGAGAGGAAUAAAGAAUUGUCGGAUUUGAAACAUUCGCAUGGUAAAUUGAAAAAAGUGCUGCAAGACAAAAUGACGGAAUCCGCGCACGCCCUACGUAGAGCCGAACAAUACGAAACGGAAGUCAAAAGGCUGAGGGUGAGAGUGGAAGAAUUGAAAAGAGAAUUGGCCAUGGCGGAAGAUGACGUUGACAGUGCGAGUAACAACAUAAGAAAGUUGCAAAGAACAAAUGACGAAUUACAAGAACAGGUUGAAAGUUUACAAGUUCAAUUGGAACAUCUUUACAGCAGAUUGAGAAACAACAGUUCGGCAACUUUACUUUCUCAUAGAAAACAAUCGCCUUUGUUAAAAGGAGAAGAAGUCGGUUUAACCGAUGAAGAAGAAGAAGAUAUUCAGGAAUAUUAA
Pediculus humanus corporis (human body louse) is the source of this 1632-nucleotide messenger RNA. RefSeq lists its product as uncharacterized. Lineage: Eukaryota; Metazoa; Arthropoda; Insecta; Psocodea; Pediculidae. The transcript has 5 exons. Bases 1 to 1632 code for a protein of 543 amino acids. Gene Ontology annotation, cellular component: myosin complex. The record is from RefSeq and is a predicted model, not a curated record.